Messenger RNA from Microbotryum saponariae, 626 nucleotides. NCBI's taxonomy places the organism in Eukaryota, Fungi, Basidiomycota, Microbotryomycetes, Microbotryales, Microbotryaceae. The record is from the annotation of a GenBank genome assembly.
AUGCGAAAAGUCGCACGUCCAGUACGUUGCGCUUUCAUCCCCGAGCCCAAGAUCGACUUGGAUCGCCAGAUCCUCGCACCUUCGCCUUUUUCCUCAACUCGUCGACAAGUGAGCGGUUCCUUUAGAUUGAAAAAUGGUCGCCGGUCGUCCUGGCCGCGAUGAUCAUCUACGUCGCUUUCUACGCUACGGUAAGUUUCAAUCAAGUGUACUUGUGAGUCACAGCCGGUUAACAGGGUUUUUCUUCCCACACGCCCCCAGGGUAUCGGAAACAUCCCUUGGCAACAACAAGAGUUGUUCCACGUGAGCGUUCGUGGGAUUGGGACCUCGAUCAGUACUGCGUGCAACUGGGCGGGCAAUCUGAUCAUCUCGUUGACGUUCUUGAGUUUGAUCAACGCCAUCACCCCCUCGGGAGCAUUCGGUCAGUCUUCCGUGCUCUCAGAUUUUCAAAAUUGACGGACUGUGCUAACCGGAAAGAUGUCUUUCCUCGAUCAGGUCUUUACGCGGGCAUUUGUUUCCUCGGCGCUUUGUUCUGCAUCUUCCUCUACCCCCAUCAGGGCGCUAUACCUUCACUACGGAUCGUUGAGCUUAUGCGCAAGAGUGCGCUGCGUGCGAGUGAGGAGAGCUGA